Molecule: messenger RNA, 1067 nt
Organism: Lycium barbarum (goji berry)
Lineage: Eukaryota; Viridiplantae; Streptophyta; Magnoliopsida; Solanales; Solanaceae
Product: transmembrane emp24 domain-containing protein p24beta3-like
Exons: 5
Coding region: 1-828 (275 amino acids)
Biological process (GO): endoplasmic reticulum to Golgi vesicle-mediated transport; Golgi organization; intracellular protein transport
Cellular component (GO): Golgi apparatus; endoplasmic reticulum; endoplasmic reticulum-Golgi intermediate compartment
Source: RefSeq, a predicted model, not a curated record
AUGGAAACCAGAGCCAGAGCAGGAGCAGGAGCAAAGUUCUCCAGAGUCUUAGCUCUGGUAGCGAUUCUGUUAUUCGGUUUCAUUGUCAAACACUCCUCCAUCUCCGCACGUCAUAUACACGUCUCCAUUUCAGUUUCGGUAGCGAUUUCGUUACAAAAUUACAAUUCUAAGCCCAAAAAAUUACAAAAAUUGUACAUUACCAGAAUGAAGGUGUUAGUUUUGGUAGCGAUUUUGUUAUUCAGUUUCGUGGGUGAGUUAACGGCGUUAUCGGUGACGGUAAAUGACGUGGAAUGCGUUCAAGAAUACGUGUUGUAUGAAGGCGAUACUAUAUCCGGCAACUUUGUUGUUGUAGAUCAUGAUAUUUUUUGGAGUUCCGAUCAUCCUGGCAUCGAUUUCACUGUGACAUCGCCUUCAGGAAAUGUCGUCCACACAAUGAAGGGCACAUCAGGGGAUAAAUUUGAGUUCAAGGCUCCUAGGAGUGGGAUGUUCAACUUCUGUUUUCAUAAUCCACAUUCAACUCCAGAAACAGUCUCGUUCUACAUACAUAUUGGGCACAUUCCCAAUGAGCAUGACCUCGCUAAAGACGAACAUUUGGACCCCGUUAAUGUCAAAAUUGCCGAACUAAGAGAGGCAUUGGAGUCGGUUACAUCAGAGCAGAAAUACUUGAGAGCACGUGAUGCUCGUCAUCGUCAUACUAACGAGAGCACACGUAAGCGUGUAGUAUUUUACACUGUCGGAGAGUAUGCUCUACUUAUAUUAGCAAGUGGACUACAAGCCCUGUACAUUCGAAGCCUAUUCAGUAAGUCCAUCGGUUAUAAUCGUAUCUGAUGACAAAAUUUAUGAAGCUCCAUGGUCCUUUUCGGCUACGUCCUACAGGAGUUAAAAGUGUUUUUUAAGCAGUUGGAGUUGAGAGAAAAGUAUGUGGCAAACUGAUUCUGAAUUAUUUCAUAAGAUCAGCUCCAUUCAUAUCCAAGUAAUGAGAUGUACAUCUAACGGUACUUUGUAUUAACGUUGAUUUAAGUUUUAUUUGAGUAAUUAGACAUUUUUUAUUUUACCCUUAAAGAAAA